GGAUCACCGUCACUGAGCUUCACCGGUCCAAUACCGCAGGUCGGCUCAGCGCGAAGGCGGCCGCCGCGUACCACCAGAGCCCCAAGAGCCGAGGUGACCGCCACGAGGAUCCCCGACACUAAGAGGACGCGCCCACCGCAGUUCCGCCACGCCGGAUCCCUUCCCCCACCCUGCCGAGUAGGCCCCCCUUCCAGUCGGUCGCCGCCCGUCUUCCGCGCCUGCGCGAAUCUCGCUGCUGCGCGCUCCAAAAGUCACGCCUCUCGCGUUGGGCCACGCCCUCGGAGGCUCCGCCUGUCGCCCGGAUCCCACCCCUCUGUCCGCAGGACCCCGAACCCCAAUGAUCCUUCAGCAGCAUCUGGAGCGAGGCCCCCCAGGUCGGGCGCAGCGUGACCCGCGGGUCGCCUCGGGGGCGGCUCGAGGCCUGGACGCGAGCUCCCCUCUCCGAGGAGCUGUGCCCAUGAGCACCAAACGGCGCCUGGAGGAGGAGCACCUGCUUGCCUCCUGGUCUCUCCCUAGGGAGCCCCUGCGCAAGCAGUUCCUGUCUGAGGAGAACAUGGCCACCCACUUCUCUCGACUCAGCCUGCACAAUGACCAUCCUUACUGCAGCCCCCCUGUGGUUUUCCCCACAGCUCUUCCCCCACUCAGGAGCCCUGGCUCUGAGCUGCUUCUCUGGCGAUACCCUGGAAACCUGAUCCCUGAGGCUCUCCGGAUGCUGAGGCUGGGGGACACCCCUGCCCCCCACUACCCUGUAACCCCAGUUGGGGACGUAAUGGAGCUCUAAGUUCUGUCAGGCAGUACCCCUGCCCACCCUCCUUCUCUCCAGUAGGGGAGACCAACAACCCCAUGAAGGGACCAGCUGCCCUGCUUUUCCUCCAGACCAGGUCUCUGGGCACCAGGACCGUCCCCCAAAAGAGGACACUAAGCCCAACAGAACCCUGGGGUGGGAGGGGCAGGAGGGACAGCAGCAUAGGAAUGGAGGCAUCCCCCCUUCCCCCCCUCCCCAAGAACUGAAUAAAGAUUGUUGCGCAGAGGAA
Molecule: messenger RNA, 1034 nt
Organism: Hipposideros armiger (great roundleaf bat)
Lineage: Eukaryota; Metazoa; Chordata; Mammalia; Chiroptera; Hipposideridae
Gene: HCFC1R1
Product: host cell factor C1 regulator 1
Exons: 4
Coding region: 338-781 (147 amino acids)
Source: RefSeq, a predicted model, not a curated record